Molecule: messenger RNA, 934 nt
Organism: Daphnia magna
Lineage: Eukaryota; Metazoa; Arthropoda; Branchiopoda; Diplostraca; Daphniidae
Product: SUZ domain-containing protein 1
Exons: 6
Coding region: 236-766 (176 amino acids)
Source: RefSeq, a predicted model, not a curated record
CCGCAAAAUAGGGGCUGUGUACAUUUAAGAAAAUUAAUAUGGCUCAUGGUCUUCAUGUCCGUCGCCAAAAUCUGAAUCGGUGAUUGGGGCGGUCGAUAAAGGAAUAGUUUAUACCAUCUGCACUUUCCCGUUUGUUUGUUCGUUUCGACCCGACCAUAUAAAAUACUAUGGUUUAUUAACUUCCAACAACGGAAACACUUUUAUUCAGUUUCGUAUAGUUUGAACUUAACAGUGAAUGGCUUACAUGUCUUCUGUUCAAAUGAAAAGCCCUCCAUCUGAUGGUGAGAUUCUUGAUGAUUGGGAACAGAUGGCUGAUUCUGGUCUUCUAGAUAAGAAACUCCAAAGUUUGAAGGCCAGAAUACCAGAGGAAGUGAGGAACCCUAACGAAAUCCAGCCAACUCACUUUUUGUUCAGUGGUGAUGGAAGUGUUAGGCCAAAUAUUCUUGGUCCACCUCCUCAGAUUAAAAUUCUUAAGAGACCUCAGCAUAAUGGUACAGCCCAUACUCACCAGCGGGGUGGUUGUGCUUCAUCAAAUGGUCAAGCAAAACCUAAACCCCAGGUGAAAACACUGCAGCAGAAAGAAGCAGAAUAUGCUGAAGCAAGACUACGGAUUCUAGGGGAAGCUGCUCCAGCUAACGAACCUAUCCCAGACUUAGGCAUUAGUAAACUACAAAAUCGAAUGGAAAAUCUACGAACAGAGGAAUCUUGUCUCGUCCGCCUACCUAGAGGUCCUGACGGAACUAGAGGUUUCAACCAACACAAUUAAGACUUCCCUUGCUUUACUUAAAUUGCGACACCUUUCUUUAAUUUUACAUCUAUAAUUUCUCCCACUCUGUUUUUCUUUCCACAUUUUUUUUUUUGGGGAGGGGGGCGUGCGUGUACAGUACAACUACUGAGCUAUUAAUCAGUUAAAUACGAUGUCUUUAUUGACCAA